Molecule: messenger RNA, 2043 nt
Organism: Gossypium raimondii (Peruvian cotton)
Lineage: Eukaryota; Viridiplantae; Streptophyta; Magnoliopsida; Malvales; Malvaceae
Exons: 1
Coding region: 1-2043 (680 amino acids)
Source: RefSeq, a predicted model, not a curated record
AUGGAGGAGUUAAAGAAUUAUGGGCACCACCAUUCAUUGUUACUGUUGGAUGAAGAGCAGCUGAUCAACAAUCAAAGGGGAGUGGCUGACUGCUCCAAGUGUGGGGAGAAAGUGUCUACUCCAUGUUUUAGCUGUGCGGAGUAUUGUGGGUUUUACCUUCACAAGGUAUGUGCCGCCGCACCUUUGGAGAUUAAUCACCCUUUCCAUCGUGAUCAUCCUCUUGUUCUUAUGCAAAAGCCACCCUAUUCAUUUGGAACGUACAUUUGCGAUUUCUGUGAUAAAACAUGUGAAAAGUUCUUUUAUCAUUGCCCUGACUUGGACUUUCAUAUUAAAUGUGCUUUGUUUACGUUUAAUAUUGCUGAAAAUAACCUGAAGGAGCUUGAGCACUUCGUCUGUCAAGAUCCAUUGGUUUCCACUAAAAAUGAUGAUGAAGAACUUGAAGAAGUUCGUAAGUGCUUUGGGUGUUGGGAGCCAUUAGCAAAUUAUACACACUUUUCUCCUUAUUGUGGAUUUAAUUUACAUAAGAAAUGUGCUGAGCUUCCUCUCGAGUUGAGUAAUAUAUGCCAUUGCCAACAUCGCCUUGUUUUACAAUUUAAUAGUGAACGACUUUCUUGCAAGAUAUGUAAACUAACCCAGAAAAGAGGAUUUGUUUAUGGUUGUUCGUCUUGUAAGCUUGUAUUUCACAUAGAAUGUUUAUCACCACCUCUUGAUCUUGCUAUUGAAGACGAAAGCCAUCAACACACAUUCACAAGACUUUUGAGACGAGUGCCAUAUAUUUGCGAUGCAUGUGGUAUCGAAGGAAUUUACAAUGCCUACAUAUGUUGUACAUGCAACAUUAUGGUCCAUAAAAGGUGCACUUCAUUGCCUCGUAUCAUCAAAAGCAAGUGGCAUGAUCAUUGCAUUUUUCACAAAUAUUUCCUUCGAAAUGAUUUUAAAAGUUCAAGUUGCACUAUUUGUCAUGAUGAGGUCAAUCCAAAGCACGGGAGUUAUUCUUGUUCAUAUUGCAAUAUUAAAUUCCAUCUACGUUGCGUUACAGAAGAAAAAAGUUUAUAUUCUGUAGUUUCACUUGAAAAUGAAUAUGAGAUAUCAAAUGGAGGUUUGGAAAUUUUGUCGGAUAAAUCCGUUGAGUCCGCCACUUGUGUAUUUGAGAGGAACGACGCUGGGGAAGCUACAAAAAUAAAACAUUUCAAGCAUCUACAUGAUCUAAAGUUAAGUCCCUUCGUUGGAGGGUAUGAAAACAAUUGUGACGGUUGUAUGUUACCAAUCUCGGAGCCAUUUUACUACUGUUUAGAAUGUGUGUUUUUUCUUCAUAAAGUUUGUGCUGAGUUACCUAAGGUGAAGCAUGUUUGGCAUCAUCCUUGCCAGCAACCUCUCAGCCUUAUUUCAAACAAAGCUUUUUGUUGUGGAAUGUGUUGGCACGUGUCUAAUGCCUUUGCUUAUGAAUGCUGUAAAUGUGAGACAAAGAUAUGUCUCCGAUGUAUGAUUGCUUUUACACCUGGUGCUCGAACAUGUUUGAAACAUGAACACCCUCUCUUUUUCUAUAGAGACUACAAAGGCCGGUGCAAUGCUUGUAGUCUUCCUACAUGGGCGGCAUUUUGUUGUAAGGAUUGCAAUUUUGUGCUACAUCGUGGAUGUUUUUCACUUCCAAUUACAGCUCAUCAUAAAUGCGAUGUGCAUCUUCUUUCACUUACUGAUCAUGAUGAUAACAGUUAUUCAGAAAGUCAUUAUUGCGAUAUCUGUGAAGAAAGUCGAGAUCCAAACCGUUGGUUUUAUCAUUGUGCGGCAUGUGAUACUUCUGCUCAUAUUGGUUGUGUUCUUGGACAAUAUCCAUUCUUCAAACUAGGAAGCAUCCAUGAAGAUAAGGAUCAUCCACACCCACUCACCAUUGUGAAGAAGAUUUAUUACUACCCUGAAUGUGAUAAAUGUGGCAAGCUUUGUGAAGAUUUGGCUCUUGAAUGCUCAAAGUCUGAUUGCAAAUAUAUUAUCCACUGGAAUUGUGCAACAUCCCGUUCUCUACAACGUUGGUGGGAAUGGUUGCUAUAG